Messenger RNA from Talaromyces atroroseus, 1428 nucleotides. RefSeq lists its product as hypothetical. Gene Ontology annotation, molecular function: acetyltransferase activity; lipoic acid binding. Lineage: Eukaryota; Fungi; Ascomycota; Eurotiomycetes; Eurotiales; Trichocomaceae. Gene Ontology annotation, cellular component: mitochondrion; cytoplasm. Bases 1 to 1428 code for a protein of 475 amino acids. The record is from RefSeq and is a predicted model, not a curated record. The transcript is spliced from 4 exons.
AUGAGCUCUCUGCGUUGCUCCAGGAAACUCAUAUGCCGCAGCAUCUACGGCGGCGCACGUUCAAGUGCUCUGGCCCAGUUCGGCGUGCAUCCUCGCCGAGCAUUUCACGCGUCUGCCGUUUUCUGGGGCACUAGGUCCCAGGUCCUGAAGGAUGUAGGGGAGGGCAUAACGGAGGUGCAGAUCAUUCAGUGGUAUGUCGAGGAAGGCGCACACGUGGAGGAAUGGAAACCGCUGUGCCAGUAUCAAUCAGACAAGGCUGUGGAUGAUAUAACGUCGAGAUAUGCGGGAGUGAUCAAGAAGCUUCACUUUCAAGCAGAUGAUACGGUGCCAACUGGGAGGGCACUAUGCGAUAUUGAGGUCGAUGAUGCGCAGUAUCCAGAUGAUAACGCACCAGCAGCUCCAGAGGCGCCAAUCACAGAUACAGAGGACUACCAAUACCAAGCCCCUGAGACUUUAAGUAAUGCAACUGCCGUGCAGGAAGAGAACAAACCACAGUCAAAAUAUGCUUCGCUUGCAACACCAGCUGUACGUGGCAUGCUGAAAGAGCACAAACUCAAUAUUCUUGAUAUCACAGGCACAGGCAAAGACGGGCGAGUAUUGAAGGAAGAUGUCCUGAAAUACGUCUCCGGAAGAGACCAGUUACAGUCACCAAGCAUAACAUCAUCUACGACUACAAACUCCACUAUAACAAGGCCUACAUCAACCGAUACUCCACAAACCGAAACUACCCAGGCAUUAACUCACAUGCAGUCACAAAUGUUCAAGACCAUGACCAAGUCAUUGACCAUUCCGCAUCUUCUUUUUGCAGACGAACUCAACAUCAAUGCCAUGACAGCACUUCGGCGCAGCCUCGCUAGUGACCCGAAGAAUACGCAGAAGAUUACUUCUCUCUCCUUCAUCAUCAAAGCCGUCUCCCUGGCACUGGAAGAAUAUCCCAUCCUCAAUGCCAGAGUCGACACAUCAGAUGCCUUGGCUGGGCCGAAACUGGUAAUGCGCGCUAACCACAACAUUGGAAUCGGCAUGGACACGCCCCAGGGCCUCAUUGUGCCUAACAUCAAAAACGUCGGGGCGAAAUCGAUUUUUGAGAUCGCAGCCGAGAUAUCACGUCUGAGCUCUCUGGGCAAGGAAGGCAAGCUCAGACCCGCUGAUAUCAGCGGCGGUACUAUUACGGUGUCCAACAUCGGGAAUAUUGGAGGUACAUAUCUGUCACCUGUGAUAGUGCCGACGGAAGUGGCUAUCCUGGGAGUUGGGCGGUCAAGGAUCAUCCCGGCCUUUGACGAGGCAGGCCAAGUGAUCAAAGCAGAAGCAGUCAAUUUCAGUUGGAGUGCUGAUCAUCGGGUGAUUGAUGGCGCGACAAUGGCACGCAUGGCUGCCAAAGUCAAGGAGUAUAUUGAGGCGCCACAUAAGAUGUUAAUACGAUUGAGAUGA